Messenger RNA from Dracunculus medinensis (Guinea worm), 2133 nucleotides. NCBI's taxonomy places the organism in Eukaryota, Metazoa, Nematoda, Chromadorea, Rhabditida, Dracunculidae. The record is from the annotation of a GenBank genome assembly.
AUGUCCGUUGAAAGAAGGAUUUGUAAAGAAUUGCUUACAUGUGUUAAGAUGCUUUCCCAAGAUAGUAAUGUUAAUGUGCGAAAUUCGAUCGCUCAACGUCUUGGAACGAUUGCGAAUUCUUUAAGAGAUACCAGUGAAUGCAGUACUUUACUACUGCCUUGUCUCCUUGAAUUAUGUGGUGAUGAUGACAUAGGAGUACGUGAAGCUAUACUCGAUACGGUCGCAGUUUGCCUUCCUUGUUUCAGCAGGGAAAGCAAGAAAAAUGCUAUAUUUCCAUUAAUAAAAAGAUCGACGGAGCAAGCACUUCUAUUGCAAGAUGUUACACUAACUGUUGUAGCGAAAAAUCUCGGAAAGUGGUUAUUCAAUUUGAAGGACGAGGUUGAUUCUUGUGAAUAUAAAUGGUUCCUCGAUACAUACAUUAGGUUGGCAAACUUAGCGCAUAACUUUCCUUCAGCGAUUUCCAGCAGUAAAUCUACUGCAGAUAGCAAUACGAUUCAAACAGUCGCAAGGAGAAUGUGUGCUUAUAAUUUUCCAUGUUUUGUAUUGUUAUAUGAAGAGCAUUUCAAAGAACGUUUGCUUCCUCUGCUUGAAGGAUUUUGUGCUGAUCCUAAUGAGGAUAUUCGCUCAGCCAUUGCUAGUGGCUUUCAUGAGAUUGUCAAGCUCAAACCGAAUGAAGCACGUCUCAUAUCUUCAUUUAUUGAAUUGAUUCGAUGCAGUGCCAGUGAAGUUGUUGGUCAUUUAACCGGCAAUCUUGAUCAAAUUCUGCCAUCUUUAUACAAAUGUGCUAUGAAUUCAUCCAAUGGCCGCCAAGUGAAUAAGAUACAAUUGGACAGGAUCCUUAUCGGAUGCAAUCGCUUGAUACGAGGAACAAGUUUAUGGCGUGCACAUCAAUCUUACCUUUUAAAUAUUGCAGUAAUACGAAAAUUUUUACCUGCGAAUGAAAUUUUCAUCAGUUUUGUUCCAAUGCUAAAACAAGAAGUGUUGACUGGCAGAGCGAUUCCAUGUCGAGUGGCUGCAGCUUCCACAUUAUUGCUGGUAAUGCGCGAAAAUCGGGAUAAAAUAGCUCGACAAUCAGUUAGCGACUUUUUUAUUCAUUGUAAAUUACAACUUUGCAAAAUUUUGUCAAAGAUAAAGGAAAAUUUAAUUUUACCAGAUGAUGAGAUCAUUCUUCAACAAAUUGAGAAAAUCGUGCGUGAUAUGCUUUCCAACGAGCAAAAUGCUUUCACACGCCACUUAAUCCAAACGUAUGCAUAUGAAUUAUCGAGAGUAGAAACGAGAAUUGAGAAAAACCGAGCAGAUGAAGCAAAAGAAAAGGAAGAAGAAGAAUUAUGGAAGGAAAAUCCAGAGGAUAAAGAGAACAUAGUUUUACGGAAAAGCGCUUCUACAUUCAGUUCAAAUGGUGAAGGAUUCAUAACACGAAUCAUUAAUGAAUCUCAAAGAAAGUCAGAUUUAGACACUGGUGAAAAAGCAGAUAUAGGACGAUGGAGAACAAGAACUCAAGUUCCUAAAACAGCCAUCGCACGACCCCAGCCAAAGGUCACCGUCACCCAGCGGACGCCUAGCCCAAUGCCUCGCGCUGAGAAAUCUCGAAUGUCUCUUUCUAGGCAGAAAUCAAAUUUUAUGGCAAUAGCAAAUGGAUCUGCAAUAUCAACCAAGAAUAAUUCAACAACAAGUGAAAGCUCUUCCAUUUUUGGAAGGAAUGUUGUUAAAAAUGUGGAAAAUGCUGCUUCACUCAUGAAUGGUGGUUUGACUGCAGCUCACAUUAAUGGAACUGAAGUCGAAAAUAUCAAAACCAAUUGGUCGACCAGAAAGGAAGAAAUAAAUGAUGCAGCUCAAAGCAUUGUUAAAUAUCGUCCACCAACUGGUCGCGAUUCAAUAAUAAUUGGCCAAACUAGCCAUAAAACAAUACCCUUAUCAACAAAAAAAUUUGGUGCAAGGGAAUCUUAUCGUCCACAAAAAACGAAUGUAUCGGAUCCACCAUCUUCUUCAUUACUAAAAAAAUCGUCAAGUCUAUUAAAUGCUCGUUCUUUAGGCCGAUUUGGACAACCAUAUGGCUUAAUAAAAGUUCGUAGUUUUUCGAAUAUCGAAAAGCAACCUUCUCAUUUGAGCAUGAAGAUUCAUACAAUAUAUUAA